GUCACCGCUGUCUUCUGACGAGUCUGCUACCUGUCACUCACACUGUCGCUAUGUCUCUCUGUCUGUCUGGGGGAUUGAUGAUGAUUGGUAAGGACUCCCCGAGAAAUGAUUUGACAUCAAACUGAGUAAAAUUUGAUGUGUGUGUGUGUGUGUGUGUGUGUGCGUGCGUGCGUGUGCGUGCGUGCGCGCGAAAGAGAGAGAUGUCAACCCAAUAGAACAUCCCUGAUAGGCUAUGUAUCUGUGACUACCAUCACCUCAGACAGACACAGAGAGAGAGGGGUACCAAUCCGGUACCUGUUAGAGCGCUGAUGCCAGUUGAUCAGAUUGUCGGUGGCGGGGCUGGGUUAUCUCCGAGUGUGUGACACACACUACUGGCUUGGCGUGGACCAUUCUACACACUCAAACACGCAGCUGGAGAGGGGCGUAGUGUAUGAAUGUGCGUGCGUGUGUUUGGACGGGGAGUUGGCGCCUGGCAAUGGACACCUACAGAACACACGCCGCGUUGAUUUUACUGUUAUUAUCAUCGGAUAUUUGUCUGCCGUCGCAGUUUCCAACACAACUCAUAAUAAAGGAAUGGGUGGAUCAGAUGCAGAUAGAGCUGGUGACCCUGGCAGACAUGGCCAGCGCCGGGAAGAACCUCACACAGAUCUUCCUGGACAACCAGAACCUGUACACAGUAGAGUCGAAUGAUGCUGAGGAACUAGUGGCUAGGGCAGCCAGGAAUAUAGAACAGCUGCUACUGAAGAGGGCUGCAGCUCUGGAGACUCUGGCCACAUUUGCUGAGAAUUUCCAGAUGGAACACCAGUGGAAGGAUGAGUAUGCGGAUGGUGACAUUGUUUACUACAAUGCAAAGGACAAUUUGGAGGUGAAUGAGACAGAGGGUCGGAAGAACCGGAUCAGGCCAGCCUUUAAGGAAGAUAUGUUGUUUAAACGCCUCACCUCUCACAACCACACUGCUGUACACAUCCCUACUGACAUCUACGAUGGCUCCACCAUCGUGCUGAAUGAGUUGAACUGGACGGAGGCACUGGAGGGUGUGUUUAAGAAGAACAGAGAGGAUGACCCUACUCUGCUCUGGCAGGUGUUUGGUAGUGCUACUGGACUGGCCCGAUACUACCCAGCCUCUCCAUGGAUGGAUGCUCGGAAGACCCCCAGUAAGAUCGACCUGUACGACGUACGCAGGAGACCCUGGUACAUUCAGGGAGCUGCCUCUCCCAAAGACAUGCUGAUCCUAGUGGACGCGAGUGGCAGUGUGUCUGGUCUGACUCUGAAGCUGAUCAGGACCUCUGUCGGUGAGAUGCUGGAGACUCUGUCUGAUGAUGACUAUGUCAACGUGGUCUAUUUCAACACCAGGGUGAAUAACACGGCAUGCUUUGACCACCUGGUCCAGGCCAACGUGAGGAAUAAGAAGAUCCUGAAGGAUGCGGUUCAGAACAUCUCUGCUAAAGGCAUCACCAACUACACCAAGGGAUUUGAGUUUGCCUUCGAACAGCUCUAUGCAACCAACAUCACUAGAGCCAACUGUAACAAGAUCAUCAUGCUGUUCACUGAUGGAGGAGAGGAGAGAGCGUCGGCCAUACUGCAGAAAUACAACGCUGACAAGAAGGUGCGUAUCUUCACCUUCUCAGUGGGUCAACACAACUAUGAUAAAGGUCCAGUCCAGUGGAUGGCCUGUGCUAAUAAAGGAUACUUCUAUGAGAUUCCCUCUAUUGGAGCCAUACGCAUCAACACUCAGGAGUACCUGGAUGUCCUGGGCAGACCCAUGGUUCUAGCUGACCAGCUGGCCAAGCAGGUCCAGUGGACUAAUGUCUACCUUGACGCUCUGGAGCUGGGUCUGGUCAUCACAGGAACCCUACCUGUCUUCAACAAGACCAAGUAUAAAGAUGAAUCGGGUUUAGAGAUUCAGAACCAGUUGAUCCUAGGGGUGAUGGGGAUUGAUGUGUCGCUAGAUGACAUCAAGAAGCUCACACCGCGCUACACUAUUGGACCUAAUGGCUAUUAUUUUGCCAUUGACCCCAAUGGAUAUGUACUGCUACACCCCAACCUCCAACCUAAGAAAAGGAUCCGUAACCACAAGACAAGACUCAAUAAGCCGUAUGCCAUCACACUCCAUGAGGAACCUGUCACUCUGGACUUCCUCGAUGCUGAACUGGAGAACGACAUCAAAGUCCAGAUCAGGAGAAUGAUGAUAGAUGGGAACCCAGGUGAAGAGACCAUAGAGACUCUAGUUAAAACUCAGGAUGAGAGAUACAUCGACAGAGGAGUAAGGACGUACACCUGGGCUCAGGUCAAUGGAACAGACUACAGCUUGGCCCUGGUCCUGCCUACCUACAGUGAACACUACAUACAGGCCAAACUGGGAGACACCAUCAGACAGACCAUGGCCAUGGACACUCUGCGGGUGGAGAUGUUUGAUGAGUUGGGAUACACCUUCAUCGCCCCAAGGGAGUACUGCAAAGGCUUGAAAGACAACGACAACAACACCCAGUUCCUCCUGGACUUCAACCAGUUCAUAGACAGGAACACACUGGAAGAGCCAUGUAAUGUGACUCUGGUCAGUAGGCUGCUGUUGGACGCUGGGUUGACUGCUGAUCUGGUCAAACUGUGGAAGGAGCAGUCAUUGGGUGGGAUUCUGGCCAGGUUUGUAGCCACUGAUGGAGGGAUCACCAGAGUCUAUCCCAGAAGUGCUGGAGAGGAGUGGACAGAGAAUGCUGAGACCUAUGACUCAAGUUUCUACAAGAGGACUCUGGAUAACAACAUCUAUAUUUUCACCGCUCCAUACUUCAACAAGAGCAGGGAGUCAGGCUAUGAGUCAGGUAUUCUGGUGAGCAAGGCUGUAGACCUCAACAUAGAUGGAGUCAACCUCAAACCAGCUGUGGUGGGGGUGAAACUGAACGUCUCCGCCUGGAUGAACAACUUCAUGAACGCCACCAUCAAAGUCAACUGCAAGGAUGAAAUCUGUGGCUGUCUGAAGAAUAAUAAGCACGUUGACUGUGUCAUCCUGGAUGAUGGCGGCUUCCUGCUGAUGUCCAAUCAGGAUGAGUAUAUCACUCAGAUUGGUCAGUUCUUUGGGGAGGUAGACCCAGUCGUGAUGAUCAGUCUGGUCAACACGUCUCUGUACUCCUUCAACAAGACCUACGACUACCAGUCAGUCUGCGAUCCUGAGAGAGACAGCAAGGCUGCUGCAGGGCCACGAUCUGUCUAUGUGCCCACUAUAGCAGACAUGCUGAGUAUAGGUUGGUGGGCCUCCACUGCUACCUGGUCGAUAAUGCAGCAAGUCUUCUACGGUCUCAUAUUCCCCAGCUUCGUAGAGGCAGUGGACUCAGAUGAUGACAUGUCAGCUAACAUGUUUAAGGAGAGUUGUAUCACAGAGCAGACUCAGUACUUCUUCGACAACGAAGAGAGAUCCUACUCGGGAGUCCUUGACUGUGGAAACUGCUCCAGGAUGUAUCGAGCUGAGAAGCUGCCCCACACUAACCUGGUGUUUCUGAUCACUGAUGCCAAGGCCACCUGUCUGUCUUGUGACCCCAGACCACUAAGACAAGCUGAGCAACCCUCCCAGGGUCCAGACCCAUGUGAGCUGGCUCAGAACCCCAGAUACAGGAAAGGACCUGACGUGUGUUUCGACAACAACAUAGACGACGAGCCCCUGUGUCCAAUCAGCGGUAUCUCUGGUCUGAGUCCUGUCCCCCUCCUCCUGUUGCUGCAGGUGUUGAUGCUGGGCCCAGGGAGGAUGAUUCUGACUGUGGGGGCGGGACCUCUCUAAGCCCCUCUCUCUGGCCCUUGUUGGGGCUCCAACUACUGCUGCUGUGGCUCCUCACUGGCUCCCGAGACUCAUGACCCCUACACAAACACACAAAUGCACACACACACACACAUACACACUCACAUCUCACUAAGACAGUGUUUUACAUUGGACUGUUUUCUGACGAUCCAUCCCCUGAACGUAAUCACUGAUGUGUUAACUCACUGCCAGUAUGGAAGAGGAGUCACUCUCCUGUUCUCCCAUCAUUCUCCAAUGCCAAAGGGUGCUCUCUCUCAUCGCUCACUUCUCUUCUCUACCAUGUUUCAAUUGCCUGAGAUAUUCUAUUCUAUUCUAUGGUGCAACAGUAAGAGCUAACCAAACCCUUUAAUUCUGUAGUAUCUAUGUAUUGGUUUGAGUCUGAGGGAGGUUGAGUGGCUGUCCUUUCAUGCCAACAUAUUAUUUUUCACUGACAGCAAAUGAUUUGUGUAUGCCUAGUUGUUUGUAUUAUUGUUGCUUAUGAUAUUUAUUAUAUGUAGAAAAAGAUCAUUAUGAAGACAACAAAACGCUGUAACUGAAAUGGACAGCAAAGUUCUCAAUAAUCCAACUGUUCCAGGUCAACCAGGAGCGAGUAAAUAGAUGCAGUAGACUAGAGUAGGGUUCACUCAACAGAGAGCUGAACAACACUAACUAUGACACCAAAUAAAGCUCAUUAGAGUAAUGGGGAUAGUUGGCCCAUGAAAGAGACUCUGAUAACAUGGUCAAAUCCUACUUUAAUAUCGUUAUGUCCAUGGUACCAAUCUAUGACCUGAGCCAAAUACUUCCUAAAUACUUUUGGUGUGCUUCAUUUAGGUUCACUUGCUGAGUGAGCAUGGUUGUACUUUUGGGACUAUUCCAUUGGUUCCAUUGCACCGGGAAAGUGAAAUCUAGUGCAACUCAAGUGAUACACUAUCUAUUUGACCCAGGUCUUUAUAGAUACAUAUACAGUAUAGCUUCAUUUGAUGCAUCAGAUUCCUAGUGCCUAUGUAGCGUCAACAUCCCAUUCAUAUAUCCAGAGUUAAUCUUUGAUGGGGAGUCAUUGGAAUGAUGUCCCAAUGUGUCCCAGUUGCACGCCGUACAGUAUGCUAUGUGUAGUAGUAGAGCAGGAGCAGUAGCUCAGAGAUGUGUUUCCUAUGUUACAUAACUAGCUGGUAUCUAUCUAGCCUGGGUGUCAGUCUCAUUCACCUUCAGACUGCCAGACAGACUUGAACCCACCUCUGUAGAACAAUGUGCUCCUGAAGUUAGUUUCCUCUGGAUCCCCAGACUCAGGAUUUCAGCAAAGUGAAAGACAGAAAAGCUUUCCAAAAGACUACAGGAGUUUGUAUCACAUGCCCUGGUGAGCAGACAACUGGAGAAUGAUAUCAGCAUAUACAGUAUAAAGACUGUUUCUUUUCCGUCUUCUUCUACUGCUUGUUUCUUCUUUGUGUUGCUCUCUAAGUGCUGUCAACGAGACGCUGAAAGCUCGGUGUCAGAAUGCUGCAAUGUGACGGGAUGAGUCUGUUCGAUGUUGGACGCUCCUCAAACCAUGGAUAAGUCACUGUUUGGCCAUGAUGGAGAGGACCAAGGUACAGGCACUGUUACCACAGACCUGAACCACAGACAGUUUCAAGUCCUACCCCACUCUUAUCCCAACCUUACCAAAAGUUAAGUUCACUGUAAACUACACAUUACAAAAAAGCAGCACUGUAACCCUAACCCAAAAUGAAGAACUAACAGCUCAUGUUAUGUCGUUUUUACAUCAGGGCCUAUCGCUGCCAGUGUUGUCCUUUCUGCCAUGGCCAUCGUGUGACUAAAUGGUUUGGCGUUCAGGAUCAUGCCUGUUUAUCGGAGUCACGUGUUGACGUGUGUAUAACACCAAGAACAUUAUGUAGCCCUGGUACAGGCAUGUCCCUGGGGAAAUCCUUGAUUGUGCUUUAAUACAUGACUUACUCUUUUGUGUAACUUGACUAGCCUGAUUACAUUUUGUAUACAUUUGUACAAUAAUGAUAUUUACUGUAAAAAAAGAAAAGGAAAAAAAGAAAGUGAAAAAAGGAGCUAUAAUGUUUAUAUAACAUGGUUGUGAUUCUUGUGCAAAUAUGAAGUAUUCACAAUAAACGUAUAGUAUUGU
Messenger RNA from Oncorhynchus kisutch (coho salmon), 5888 nucleotides. RefSeq names its product voltage-dependent calcium channel subunit alpha-2/delta-1. NCBI's taxonomy places the organism in Eukaryota, Metazoa, Chordata, Actinopteri, Salmoniformes, Salmonidae. Gene Ontology annotation, cellular component: L-type voltage-gated calcium channel complex. The transcript is spliced from 40 exons. The record is from RefSeq and is a predicted model, not a curated record. Gene Ontology annotation, molecular function: voltage-gated calcium channel activity. The coding region runs from base 431 to 3766 and encodes 1111 amino acids.